CGCCCGCCUCAAGUCAACUCGCUUCCAGACGGGAGCCGGCAGCACUUUGCAGGAGUCAUGCUCAGCCUCUUGAAACUCCCGAGGGUGGUCACCAUCAAUCAAGUGCCCAAAGUUUUCCAUGAAGACAGCAUCAUCUCAGGCUACCGUUACCCCCGCAGCUCAGCCACCUACUGCAUUCUGAGCAUCUUUCAGCUGACUAAUGAGACCCUGAACAUUUGGACACACUUUUUGCCCACCUGGUAUUUCCUAUGGAAACUAGUAAGCGUAGUGCUGAUACAGACGGCAUGGCAGCACACCUUCACCUGGCCUCUGGUGGUCUUCCUGGUGUCCUGCUGCACGUACCCACUGGCAUCCAGCUGUGCGCACACUUUCAGCAGCAUGUCGGCGCGCGUGCGACACAUCUGCUUUUAUAUCGACUACGGCGCACUGGGUUUCUACGGCCUGGGGUCUGCAAUUACGUAUUCAGCUUACGUAUUCCCGGACAAGUGGGUGAACGGCUUCUUCCACCGUUGCUUCGUCCCUGUGGCUUUGCUCAACUCUAUCAUCUGCACCGGCUUGGCCUGUUACACCAGGCUUGGAUUUCCAUUUCUUCAUUACGAUCACGAUGUUGUAAAACGAUUCCCUGAGUGCCGGAGUCCAAGAUUCAGCAAAGUCUUCCGUGUUGUUGCUUUUGCCUACCCCUACGUGUUCGACCACAUUCCUCUCUUUUACAGGGUGUUCCUAUGUGGAGGAGAGGGUUGCACAGACAAUCAAACUAACAUCCUCCACUAUAACCACAUUGUGUUGGCGUGUCUCACUGGCUUCCUGUUUGCAACGCAUCUACCUGAGCGCCUAGCACCCGGGAGCUUCGACUAUAUAGGUCACAGUCAUCAGCUCUUCCACGUCUUUGGCAUCCUCGGCACCCACUUCCAGAUGACCGCCCUAGAACAAGACAUGGAAACACGAAGAUCCUGGCUCGUCGACCACUCCCCACCCAUUACCUUUGCUAACUCACUUGGUGUGGGACUACUUUGUGUGCUGGCCAAUUUAGGCGUCAUCCUCGUCUUCAGCCUACCACUCCUCACUGCACCAGCCGGUCAGCAAAAUAAACACAAUAAACAUGCAAAGUUACAUUCAUCUUAGCUUAGUUUUCAUACUCUGCAACCUGUAAUUCAUAAUUUAUCAGCCAGCAUUCAUAUACAGUACAUAGAUGUGUUUGUCUAUAGAGUAGACCAGCUAUAGUGGACCUUCAUGUCACUGACAACCGUUAGAUGUGAUGCAAAGUGUAAGCUGCAUCAACACAACAUCAACUAUAAGAUAAAUAUAUACCUGCAUACAAAUAUAUAAUGUUUCUUAGAAUACAUAAAGCAUUCUUAAGCUAGAAAUGUAGCAACACAAAUGGAUUACAAUCAAUUAAUAAUGAAGAAAUAGCCUUUUUUAAUGUAUUGUUAGCCUUUAUGAUUAUUACCUCCACACAGAAUCAAUGCAUUCUUUAUUGUAUUUAUUUGAUUUUAUUUUUGUACCAAGUAAAUCAGUUGAGAACCGAUUCUCAUUUAAAAUGAUGGUCAGUAAAGAGUUAAGGGGAUCAAAAACUGAAGCUGUAUGUAAAUGUACUGGAUUUAUAUAUUUUUAUCUGUAGCAGCGUUUGUAUACGAUGUAUGUGUUCUUUUUUUUUUACAAUGAUGCUGACUUCAAACCCAUGUGAUUGUAAAGUACACAUGUAAAUACUGUAUAAGGGAAUUGCAAAGCUUU
Nerophis lumbriciformis (worm pipefish) is the source of this 1731-nucleotide messenger RNA. Its product is annotated as membrane progestin receptor gamma-B-like. The record is from RefSeq and is a predicted model, not a curated record. Gene Ontology annotation, cellular component: membrane. NCBI's taxonomy places the organism in Eukaryota, Metazoa, Chordata, Actinopteri, Syngnathiformes, Syngnathidae. Gene Ontology annotation, molecular function: signaling receptor activity.